UGCCCGGAGGGGACCCCCGCGGGUCCGGAAGGCGAGUGCGCAGGCGCGGGGCCUCAGUUGCUGUCAGGCUGAGGCAGCUGUGAGGCGGAGGCCCAGCAGAGAAGCAGUGCUCUGCCUCAGUCUCUGAAUGUGGGCCAUCAAAGGUGGGAGAAAGGAUGCCUAUAGUACAAGGGAAACCAAAAUCCAAGGCACCAGUGACUUUCGGGGACUUAGCCAUCUACUUCUCUCAAGAGGAAUGGGAAUGGCUGAGUCCCAUUCAGAAGGAUUUAUACAGAGAUGUCAUGUUGGAGAAUUAUCAGAAUCUGGUCUCACUUGGUCUUGCCUCCCGGAGACCAAAUAUCAUCACCUUGUUGGAGAAAGGUAAAGCACCAUGUGUGGCCGAGCCAUCAAGAUGGCGCCGAGGCCCUGAAUCAGGAUCUAAAUGUGAUACCAAGAAGUUACCUUCAAAUCAGUGUAACAAAUCUGGGCAAAGCAUCUGUAAGAAACCAGUUUCUUCACAACAAAAUGUUCCCACAGAGAAAACAAAACGUGACAAAACUUCAUUCCCAGGAAAACCCAAGAAAGAACAUUCAGACAAGAAGUCUUUAAAGUGUAAUGAUUGUGGGAAAACCUUUUUUCGGCGUUUAUCCCUUAAACUUCAUCAAGACUUUCACACUGGAGAGAGGUCUUAUGAAUGCAGUAAUUGUGGACAAGUUUUCAGGCAGAUCUUAUCCCUCAUCCUUCAUCAGAACAUGCACAAUCGGAAUAAAAACUAUCAAUGUGAUAAAUGUGGGGAAAUUUUUAAUAAAAAAUUAACUCUUAUGAUACACAGCAGAAUUCAUAAUAGAAAGGAAAAUUUUUACAACGGGAAGGCCUCAGGUUCAUGCACACCUCUCAGUGUACACCAUAAUAAUCACAUUGUUGAGAGUAUCUACCAGUGCAGAAAAUGUGGAAAAGCCUUCAGUCGGAUGUCAUCCCUUUUGCUUCAUAAGAGAAUUCACAGUAGAAAGAAAAUACAAAAAUACAAUAAAUAUGGGAGUGGCUUCAAAAAGAAGCAAGUCCUUGUACAUCAAAGAAUUUGUAUUGGAAAGAAAACUCAUGAAAGUAAGAAGGCCUUAAUUCAGAGUCUCAGGAAGAGAACUCACCAUUUAGAAAAUCCUUUUACGUGUAGGAAAUGUGGGAAGUCCUUUAGUAGGGUCUCAUCCUUAAUGCUUCAUCAGAGAAUUCACACUUCAGGGAAACGCUACAAAUGUGAUAAAUGUCAGAAAGACUUUAGACGUCCUUCGACCCUUAUUCUGCACUUAAGAACUCAUAAUGGGGAAAAGCAGUAUAAGUGUAAUAAAUGUGAGAAAGUCUGGAGUCGGCAUUCAUCCCUUAUUCAACACCAGAAAAUUCAUAAAAGGAAAAAGAAACUCAUUGCAUGCAAAGAAUGUGGAAAGAUGUUUGGUGGAAUUAAAAACCUUAAAGUACAUCUGAACAUUCAUUCAGAAGAAAAACCUUUCAAGUGUGAUAAAUGUAGUAAAGUUUUUGGUCGCCAGUCAUUUCUUACUGAACAUCAAAGAAUUCAUACUGGAGAAAAGCCUUAUCAGUGUGAAGAAUGUGGGAAAGCAUUCAGUCAUCGGAUAUCUCUUACCCGACAUAAGAGAAUUCACAGCGAAGACAGACCUUAUGAAUGUGAGCAGUGUGGGAAAGCCUUCAGCCAGGGUGCUCAUCUUGUGCAGCAUGAAAGAAUUCACACUGGAGAGAAGCCUUAUGCAUGCAAAACAUGUAAAAAGUCCUUUACUCAGCGCAUAUCCCUCAUUCUACAUGAGAGAAGUCAUACUGGGGAGAAACCCUAUGAAUGUAAUGAAUGUGGGAAAGCAUUCAGUAGUGGCUCGGACCUUAUUCGACAUCAGAGAAGUCAUUCUUCAGAGAAACCAUAUGAAUGUAGCACAUGUGGUAAGGCAUAUAGUCGGAGCUCAUCUCUGAUUCGACAUCAGAGCACACAUUCAGAGGAAAAAUCCUAAAGUUGUUGCUAAAUCUGCCAAAACUAAAAAGGAUAUCAAAGAAGUGUUCAUGGAGAUUGUGUGGAAGUGUUCUUGACGGAUCUGUGUCCCAAUAAACUUGUUAUUAGUUGAAACAUUUGAAACAAAUAUAUGUUUAAUAUAUCUAACCUACCAGAUGUGAUUGUUUAGCCGCACAGUCUAAUGUGGAGUCCCAAUUGCUCACUUUCCUGAUUGUGUGGCUUCUUUGAAGCUAUGACCUGAUCCUGCUGCCUAGCAUCUUGUGAGUUAUCAUACUGCAUAUUAUUAGCCUAGGGAAAGAUCACAAUUUGACAUAAUUUUUAACUGAAUGGAUAUCACUUCUUCACCAUCAUAAUGCUGAAAAAUAGUAAAUCAGAAAUCAUUAAUUGGAGAAACUAUCUGUCCAUAACCUAUUUUGUAUAUAUGGGGCCAUUUUAUGGUAUUUUUCCUUUGAAAGCUAAAGAACAAAAGUAGUUGAUGGAUUUUGAACUGAAGAUCUGAAAUCAGCUGAGGUAGGAUGAGAAUACUGGAUCAGGGUUUGUGAGUAAAGGUGCUUUUCAGUUGGCAUUUCCAGUGUAGCUUUGAGGACAUUUCACUGGAUACAUGAAAUGAAAUGGAACUGCAAAGUCUGUUUCUCUGGAUUAUGCUUUGAGCCUGAGUUGAGGUCCCAGGAAAAUAGUGUGGAGUCUAACAGACCAAACAGAAAACAGGGUGCUUCUUUCUCCUGACAGAUAUGUGUUGCAGUAAGAAAAAAAAAGGAAUGAGCUUUAGGUUGUUAAAAAUGGUAUUUACAGGGGGUGUGGAGCAGUAGUUAAUACCACAUUGCCUCCAUGCAUAUGAAGAUACACUGAAAAUUUAGUAUGACUCUGACAGGCUGGGGAUUGCUCAGGGUAUACUAAAGAGUGAGGAACAUCAGAGCAGGAGGAUGUUAUUUUUUUACUUUUUUAUUUGAAAAUAAAUUGUCUAUAUUUAUAUAAGUAAACAGUGUUUCCAUACAGUAAUGCUAGUUGGCAUACAAAAAGUAACUAUUGAGAUAUGUGUUUGUGAUUUUAUGUUCUGAAUAUUUGUGUCACCCCCAAACUCAAAUGUUGAAGCCCUAAACUCUCAAUGUGAUAUUUAGAAAUGAGAUUACUGAGGUCAUGUUGUGGGUGGGCCUUUUUGUUAUGUUUAUUGAUCAAAGACACCAAAGGGCUUGAUCUGUUUCUGUCUCAUGUGAGAACACAGGGAGACAUCUGCAAACCAAGAAAAAGCCCUCACCAAACCUGACCAGUUUGAAACCCUGACCUUGGAGUUCCAGCCCAUGGAGGAACUAUGAGAAUUUAAUUUCUCUUAAGUCAGCCUGUGAUACAGUGUCAUGGCAGCUCAAACUGGUUAAUACAUGGAAAAACUCAGUUAAGUACUAGAUGUUUUCCUAUGGGCUGUCCAGCACAUUCAAUGUAUUUUUCUGUCCUUCUUUCCAGCUUGUGCAAGUUAUAAAAGAAAUGAAGAAUGAAGUCUGAGUUCUUUUCUGUGAUUAAAGUAUAUACAAUCAGGCUCUUUUUACGAGUUUUCCUUCUGCAAAUCCUAUUUAGGAGAAUAUCUGUUUCAUUUCUUCUUGUUUUGUUGUUUUUUGUUUGUUUUGGGGUGUUGUUUUGUUUGUUUGUUUUUCAAGACAAGGCUUCUCUGUGUAUCCCUGUCCUAGAAUUCCAUCUGCAGACAAGGCUAGGCUUGAACUCACAAAGAUCUACCUGCUUCUGCUUCCUGGGUGCUGGGAUUAAAGAUAAGUGCUACCUAUUUCUUUUAAGAAACGUUUAUAUUAUUUGAUCACAUGGUUCUAAUUUUGACCACAAAUGUUGUAGUUUCAGUCAGUAUAAAAUGUCCACUAUAGAUUCAUCAUCCUCAGCUGGCAGGAGGCUCUGGGAAUUUUAGGUGAGGCCUUACUGAAGGAACUAUGGCAUGGGGAUGUUUUGGGGGGCUGAGUCUUGUCCCAUACUCUAAGAACUAUUUUUGGUGGGGGGGCUGGGUGCAGUGGCACGUGCCUGUAAUCCCAGCACUCAGGGAAGCAGAGGCAGGCGGAUCUUACCUGGUUUACAAACUCAGUCCAGGACAUCCAAGGCUACACAGAAAAACCCUGUCUUGAAAAACAAAAACAAACAAACAAAACACCCUUUUAAAAAAAGAAUUUAAAGUUUUAUUUUAUAUGGAUGAAUAUAUGGGCGCAAAUGGCAGAGACCCACAGCUAAACAUUAGGUGGAGCUUGAGGAUCCCCACUUUUAGAAAAUGGUGAGGAUGGAUUGUAGGAGCCAGAGGAGUUGACAGGAGAACAUGGCCCAUAGAAUCAACUAAGUGGGGCUCAUAAGGGCUCAUAGAGACUGAAGUGGCAAUCAAGGAGCUUGCGUAGAUCCACGCUAGGCCCUCUGCGACUAUGUUGUGGCUGUUUAGCUUGGGGUUUUUGUGGGACUCCUAACAGUGAGAGUUGGAAUAUCUCUGACUCUUUUUCCUGCUCUUGAGAUUCUUGUUCUCCUACUGGGUUACCUUGCCCAGCCCCUGAUAUGAGUGUGUCUAGUCCUAUUGCAUCUUGUUAGGCCAUAUUCGGUUGAUAUCCCUGAGAGGCCUGCUCAUUUCUGAAGGGAAACAGGAGCAGUGUAUCUAGAGAGAAGGGAUGUGGGAGGGUGGGGGAGGCAUGACUGGGAGGAGUGGAGGGAGGUGGAAGCUUCAGUCAGGUUGUAAUGUAUGAGAGAAGAAUAAAUAAAAAAAUUAAAAGGUUUAAAAUAUUUUAUGUGUAUGAAAGUUUUGCCUGCACAUA
This is a messenger RNA of Psammomys obesus (fat sand rat), 4767 nucleotides long. It is a transcript of the gene Znf667, whose product is annotated as zinc finger protein 667. Bases 156 to 1985 code for a protein of 609 amino acids. The record is from RefSeq and is a predicted model, not a curated record. Lineage: Eukaryota; Metazoa; Chordata; Mammalia; Rodentia; Muridae. Gene Ontology annotation, biological process: negative regulation of transcription by RNA polymerase II. Gene Ontology annotation, molecular function: DNA-binding transcription repressor activity, RNA polymerase II-specific. The transcript has 5 exons.